Messenger RNA from Motacilla alba alba, 1880 nucleotides. RefSeq names its product centrosomal protein 57 like 1 (gene CEP57L1). The record is from RefSeq and is a predicted model, not a curated record. Gene Ontology annotation, molecular function: identical protein binding; microtubule binding; gamma-tubulin binding. The transcript is spliced from 12 exons. Gene Ontology annotation, cellular component: centrosome. Lineage: Eukaryota; Metazoa; Chordata; Aves; Passeriformes; Motacillidae. Bases 135 to 1589 code for a protein of 484 amino acids.
GGGAUAUGUAGUCCGGGCAAAGGGAGGUCCGCAGGCCCUCGCGCGGGAAGACUACGUGUCCCGGCAGGCAGCGCGGCGCGCGGCCGGGAUCCUGCCAGGGAAAGGGGAGCGCUCGCAGGGAUGCGCGCACGGCUAUGGAUUCUGAAUCAAAGAACAGUUUCAUAGGAAGCUUUCUUCAGCCACCAGAUUGGAAGCUUCCUGCAGCCUUUGUUUAUAAGGAAUCAAAGAAGUUGGCAGCCACUGCUGGUGACAAGCCUUCUCUCCCAAAUAACCAAGCUGUAGUGGCAGCCCUGAAAGCUCUGCAAGAAAAGAUAUGCCGCCUAGAGCUGGAGAAGUCCCAGGCUGAAGAUAAACUGUGCAGCCUCUCUAGAGCAGCUGCUCAAUACAAGAUGGUCUUAGAGCACAAAUCCUACGAGAAGGAUGCAGCACAUCGAGAGCUGAUGCAACAGAGGAAAGAUUCAAAUGCAAUACAAUCCCGCUGCUCCCUGCUGGAGAAACAGCUGGAUUACAUGAGAAAGAUGGUUUCCAGUGCAGAACUGGAAAAGAAAAUGAUUUUAGAACAACAGGCUCAGCUUCAGAAAGAGGAAGAUCAGAACCGGUUGGGACUGCAUGCAAAACUUGAAAAGCUUGAAAUGCUAGAAAAAGAGUGUCUUAAACUUACUGCUACUCAGAGAAUUGUUGAAGACAAGAUCAAACAUUUAGAAGAAAAGCUGUGUAAAGAAGAGCAUCAGCAUAAGCUAAUACAAGAUAAAACUGCUCAGACUGCAUGCUGCUGCAGAGCGAAAGGCCUAGUACAGAGAUUUUAUCUUCUGAGAAACAUGCUUCAAACAGGAUUUGAUAUAAACAGAAUUUUGGUGUCUUCAUUAACAUCUCAAUAUGAACCUGAAAAGGAAAAUGGGAAGAACAAAAAACCUAGGAAGAGAAAUCCUACAAUGAAGAAAAUGCAGCUUUCACAAUUACAUGUAAAGGCUGGUGAACUACCUUUUGUGGCUGGGAAGUCUGUCAGCUCCAGCCAUUCUGUCAGCGCGAACGUACAAAGCGUGUUGCACAUUAUGAAGCAUCGCAAUCCGUGUAUCUCAUCGCGAGGACAAGGAGGAGCCACAGCUGGGGUUUCAGGGCAGAGUGCACUUUCAAAGUCUGCAUCCUCUUGUUCCACAUCACCCACUGCCACCAGGAGCUUUUCAGACCUUCUGUUGGCCUUUCAGGACGAGCUGGGCCAAAUGAGCUUUGAGCAUCAAGAACUUCUGAAGCAGAUACAGGAGACUCAAGACUCCCAAGCUCAGGAAGACCUGGAACAGGAGCUGGAUUGCCUUGUAAAACAAAUGGAGAUGAAAGGAAAACAAAUAUCCAAGCUGAAAAAGCAUCAGGCUACUGUGCAGAAAUUAAAGAGAAGAACUCAGAAAUUGAAGCAAGGGGCAACUCAUGUCAAACUAAAGUGUGGUGAACAAAAGAAAGCAGAGGAGAUUGCAGUCACUGUAAAGGAAAGUCUGUCUAAGCCUUGUCCUGGGCAGAAGAGCAGAAGUUCUCUUCAGCUGCUAAAAGCUGUGAGGAAACUUCAGCUAUCUCUGAAAAAAGAUGAUGUCAUCUGAGAAGAAUAGUUCUGAAGUUUGUUAUGUUAUAAGCUUUUGAAGUUGUUUGACAUCUAGUAAAUUUUUAGUUGUACAAAAUACCUCUUAAAAAUAAACUGGAUACAGUAGACAUGUACAUUCUAAACUGCCUGCUUUCCAGUAGGUCGGUUUGUUCACCUUAGAAUUAACUUUCACGUAGUGUAGCUGUAACUCAACUACACUUCCUUGUAAUAAAGUGUUUGAAUGGGCUAAUGAAAUGUUAUUAUUUGUUAACUUGUCAAAUAAAAUUUUAUACUUUUUUUACACUUAAAA